AUGAACAUUUACAAAACCCUUGAAUCAAAACCGGCUACUUAUGCAGUGAGAAGAACUGAGCUGAAGUCCACUUUCCUCAGUCCAGGGAGAACCGAAAUUGAAUACAAUGCAUUCAGCUCAGCCAUUCCUAGGCGAAUUACAGUCGCACUUGUUGCAAAUGGGGCAUUUAAUGGGGACAUUAGUCUUUCACCGUUUAAUUUUAAACCAUUCAAUUUGAGGGAUAUUUCAGUUCAUACUGGCGGCCAUAUUUAUCCGAUGGUCUCUUAUAAGCUUAAAUUUGACGAGGAUAUUUUCGUAAGGGCAUAUGUUGACAUGUAUGAAGCAUUGGGGAUGGCCAAUUCUGAUAGGUCCUUUGAUAUUUCAAUGGCCCAAUUUAAAUCGGGCUGGAGCUUCUUUGUUAUUCCCCUAACGUCUACCUUAGAUGAUUCUUGUGGUUUUGAGCUUUUACGUAGUGGAACCACUAGUGUUCGACUAGAAUUUAAUUCUCCAAUUCCUGCAGGUGGUGUUGAGAUGAUUAUUAUGGGCGAGUUUGACCAAUUGCUAAUGAUUGAUUAUAACAGACACAUUGUUUCUGAUUCAACACUAGGUUAA
This is a messenger RNA of Meloidogyne enterolobii, 591 nucleotides long. The record is from the annotation of a GenBank genome assembly. NCBI's taxonomy places the organism in Eukaryota, Metazoa, Nematoda, Chromadorea, Rhabditida, Meloidogynidae.